Molecule: messenger RNA, 411 nt
Organism: Ricinus communis (castor bean)
Lineage: Eukaryota; Viridiplantae; Streptophyta; Magnoliopsida; Malpighiales; Euphorbiaceae
Exons: 1
Coding region: 1-411 (136 amino acids)
Source: RefSeq, a predicted model, not a curated record
AUGGAGGCAAGUGAUUGUAAUCUAUUCCAAUGUCAUGCACAAGUUAUAGCCAAGAUGAAAACAAAAGUAGGAAAACCCCCAACAAGACUACAAAAGAAAGCUCCAUCAUCUCUUCAGGUUAAUUAUAGCACAAUUUACCCUCGUAUGCCCUCUACUUCUUCUCCUCAUACUCCAAUCCCUCUUCUAUCACCACUCAUUGUAUCUCCACCACCAUUGUCACAAGAGGCAGAAGAAUUCAGGUUCCCUCUAAUAUGUGGUGAAAUUGACAAAGGCAGCAAUGACAAGAGAAUUGUAUCCCCAAUUCUUCCAGGAGGGUGGCAGCAUCCAGCUGUGGCUAAUGGAUACAUGGAGCCUUCAUCUUUGUUUAACAUUUUUCAAUCUAAGUGUGUGCUUGUAAAUCAUGCAAAGUGA